UUGCAUCAUCGGCAGCUCCAACCAGCUCUUCAACCACCAAGGCAAGCGAAAUGCCGUCGCCAUGGUGCCGCCCCUGAACCCCGUGCUUCGAAGAGAGGUGAUAGCCAUCUACAAAGAGCUGCUCAACCUCGGCAGGGACUACCCCCUGGGCUUCGACUACUUCCGCCCCCGCCUCCAUAAGGCCUUCAUGUCCAACGCCCAUCUCCGAGACGACCAGGAGAUCCGCCGGGGCAUCGCCAGGGCUCAGUUUGUCCAGAAGGAGAUCGAAGCGCUAUACUACCUGAAACGGUACCGAGCCCUCAGGAAACGAUACUCAUCCCCGUGAUGGGAACAUGACAGGGCGAAGUGUCUAGACAGGCGGGAAGCGUAUAAUAGUUCACAAUCCCAACCCACACAUAGAUGAUGCAACAUUAUCACCACAUUAAUAGAAUCCACGCAGAAUAGAUAGCGUCCAGGCUCAUGCAUAGAUCUAUACCGCCGGAACUAGGAAAUGGGCUCACGCUGUGACAAAGCAAGAAUCACGAUAUAAUAAAACGGCAUCUCGCUAAAUUCCUCCACGCCUUCUCAGCCCCAAG
This is a messenger RNA of Gaeumannomyces tritici R3-111a-1, 575 nucleotides long. Its product is annotated as LYR family protein. The record is from RefSeq and is a predicted model, not a curated record. Lineage: Eukaryota; Fungi; Ascomycota; Sordariomycetes; Magnaporthales; Magnaporthaceae. Gene Ontology annotation, biological process: respiratory electron transport chain. Bases 62 to 325 code for a protein of 87 amino acids. The transcript is spliced from 4 exons. Gene Ontology annotation, cellular component: mitochondrion.